This is a messenger RNA of Dacryopinax primogenitus, 2809 nucleotides long. Its product is annotated as Sodium/sulfate symporter. Gene Ontology annotation, biological process: phosphate ion transport; polyphosphate metabolic process; monoatomic anion transmembrane transport. The record is from RefSeq and is a predicted model, not a curated record. The transcript has 16 exons. Lineage: Eukaryota; Fungi; Basidiomycota; Dacrymycetes; Dacrymycetales; Dacrymycetaceae. Gene Ontology annotation, molecular function: phosphate transmembrane transporter activity. The coding region runs from base 120 to 2720 and encodes 866 amino acids. Gene Ontology annotation, cellular component: membrane.
CAAUUCUGGCCGGUAUCGUUCAAAGCUGGUUCCGCAAAGGUACUAGCAGUCGAGAGUACUUACCCUUACAGCCCAUUGAGCCUCGAAGAGCGAGACCAGAUCCUGCUCGAGAUUUUGCCAUGAAAUUCGAGACAGCCUUGCAGUACAAUUCGGCACCAGAAUGGUUGGAAAAAUAUAUGGAUUACGCUGGAUUGAAGGCCCAGAUCUACGUCCUUGAGCGAGCACAGAGUAGCGUCGAUUCUCGGAACACGUCCAGCGAGCGAUCUGCUCUGAUACCCACGGGAUCUAGUCACGGGCACUCAAACGAUCUCUUUACUCAACACUUAGACAAUGAGUUGUCUAGGAUAUGCAUAUUCUACGACGAGCAAGAGGCGGCCUUGUUCCAAGAGUUUGGCGAGCUUGGUGCAGAUGUGGACGGUCAAUCCCAUAAUCCGCGGAGAAUGAGUCUUUCGGAAGAGAGUGAGGACGGAGAUGAGGAAGAUGAAGACGAGCACAUUGGAUCAGGGGACAGACCAUCCGACUCACCCAGACAACAAUCCUCAGGCCGAAGGUAUAUCAUCAGCACGCCGGAAAUGUCGCCAACUGAAGAGCUCCAUGCCAAUGGGAUUCAGCCCGGACGACCGAGAGCCCUCAGUGCCGUCAGCAACUCUUUGGAUCUCGAGCUCGGUGUGGGAUCAUCUCGUGACGGACAAGGCAGAAGAGAUCCUAGCCCACAUGUCCAUGCUCGAUCCCGUUCCACUUCCACCAAUCCCCUUGGCAGCCUUCUGCGUGGUGUCACUAGCAAUGUGUCCGAUCCGAGUGAUCCCCUCGAUAUCUGGACGUCCAACAGCGAUCACGCACUAGACACCCGUCUAAUCUUUAAACGCCGAAUCACAUCUUUGUACAUUUCAUUCACGUCUCUCAAGUCUUAUGUCGAACUCAAUUUUACUGGGUUUACAAAAAUAUUGAAGAAAUACGACAAAGUCACGGAGAACGAGCUGAAGAACGAGUACAUACGGUCGAAAGUUGAAGUGGCGCAUCCAUUUCAGGCUGCCACAAAAGCUCGAGUAUCCGAAGCGAUCAACAAUUUGAUUGGGUUGUAUGCACGUUGUGUAACCAAAGGGGAUGCUGGUCUUGCUCGAAGACAAUUGAAACUCCACCAGCGUGAACACAUUGUCUGGGAGCGUGAUACAGUCUGGCGACAAAUGAUAAACCGCGAGCGAAAUGGACAGGCUGGUGGUUUACUGACAGCGGUCGAUGCUACCGUCGAGGGAGAAACAAGCGCGCUGUUUCCCAUUUGGACACCGUUUGGAAACGUAGGGAUCACUCCUAAGUUUAUUUUGCUGGCAAUAUCCAUCCUUGUGUUUGUGAUUAUGCUGAAGGUGCCCAUCAUGGAAGAAAUGGAACGUCAGAAUUGCCUGGCGAUACUGACCCUCUGUACUUUGCUAUGGGCAACUGAGGCAAUUCCACUUUUUGUGACAUCAAUGCUUGUCCCAUUGCUUGUCGUCAUGCUCAGAGUGAUCAACUCGUCUGAUGGUUCAGGGCAACGCCUUGACGCGAUCGAGGCGACUAAAUAUAUAUUCUCCGUGAUGUUUUCUCCAACGAUCAUGCUGCUCAUUGGGGGCUUCACCAUCGCCUCAGCCCUCAGCAAAUCCAGUAUCGAUCGGUUGCUUGUGACACGACUGCUCAGCCUUGCGGGCACCCGGCCCAGUAUCGUCAUUUUAUCAUUCAUGGGCGUGGCAUGUUUUGCAAGUAUGUGGAUCAGUAAUGUGGCGGCUCCUACUCUCUGCUUUUCCCUCAUCAGACCUAUCUUGCGCAACUUACCACCGCACUCCAGCUUCGCACCGUGUAUAAUAAUUGCCAUCGCCUUGGCUGCAAACAUUGGCGGACAAAGCUCGCCAAUCUCUUCUCCACAGAAUCUCAUUGCUUUGGAGGCGAUGAACCCACGAAUUGAUUGGCUUGGUUGGUUCAUCGUGGCCCUGCCUGUUUCAACUGUUUCUAUCGUGGUUAUCUGGCUGCUCUUACUCGUUGCGUACCACCCAUCACAGGACGUGGAUGGCAAUCCUUUAGAAAUCCGCCCAAUCCGAGCCACAAAAGAAUCUUUGACAGGUACUCAGUACUAUAUCAUUGUUGUGACCAUCAUCACUAUUGUGCUCUGGCUAGUCGAGCACGGGAUGGAGACCAUCGUGGGGGACAUGGGGGUGAUUGCACUUAUACCUGUCAUUGCCUUUUUUGGAACUGGGGUUCUUAAGAAGGCCGACUUCGAAAGUUUUUUGUGGAGCGUGGUAUUCCUUGCAAUGGGAGGAAUAGCCUUGGGGAAAGCGGUUGUGUCAAGCGGUCUAAUAGAGACCUUUGGCACCGAGAUUCGCAUUAUUGUCUCUGGCCUUGAUCUAUAUCAGGUUGUUUUGGUUCUGUCUGCGGUGGUUCUCAUCGUAUCGACAUUUAUUUCCCACACGAUUGCAAGUGUCCUUUUGGUUCCCAUUGCUCUUGAAGUUGGCGAGCGACUGGCUGAACCGCAUCCCCGACUUCUCAUCAUGUUGACGGCACUGCUCUGUUCGACUGGCAUGGGUAUGCCAGUUUCAGGCUUCCCGAAUCAGACCGCAGCGAAUCAAGAGGAUGAGGUAGGAAGACGAUAUCUGACAAAUGUUGAUUUCCUUAAGAAUGGAGUCCCUGCCAGUAUCAUCGCCGCUAUUGUUGUGGCUACCAUUGGAUACCUCCUGAUGAGAGCAGUGGGGCUGUAAUCCAUGAAGCUCGUUUGUCCAGAUAGAUGCCGUACAAUACCUAUUUCAUGGCUUUACACUGUGCGGUAUACCGCCACAGCAUGAAGUGU